Molecule: messenger RNA, 1709 nt
Organism: Mollisia scopiformis
Lineage: Eukaryota; Fungi; Ascomycota; Leotiomycetes; Helotiales; Mollisiaceae
Exons: 4
Coding region: 195-1367 (390 amino acids)
Biological process (GO): nitric oxide biosynthetic process
Molecular function (GO): nitric-oxide synthase activity
Source: RefSeq, a predicted model, not a curated record
GAUUUGGAACGGUACUCAGAUAAUUGAGUUGCGAUAACAAUCCCAGAAGCGUAAGUCAGCCAGUUCAUCGAUUCUGAUUAAUUCCCGCAUUGCCUGGCAAAGACUUGGACUUGCUAGAUCAAUCCGUGGACUGUCUCUUCACAUCCAUCGAAGCAACUUGCACGAUUUACCGAAGCAGGAACGCAUCCAUUACAAUGGAGAAAGCAAACUUGCGCCAAGAGUUAUCGCCAGUCACAAUAUCAUCUACUGGCAAUCAUGAGGCUCAUGUGUCUUAUGGAGUGCGGUCUCUGCCAACACCACCCGAGUCUAGCCAUGGGGGAGAUUCUCGAACUUCAUAUUUUGUGAAUUGGGAAUCUAACAACUGUCCCAAGAACAAGGAAUACUCGCUCAUUCAUUCCCAUUGUCCUGUUCUCGGCCCCACAGGAUGUACUUCCGAUUUCUGCGCCUCUGGUAUGAUGUUUCAUCCCCUCGAGCCUCAUGUUGGAGAGAAUCAUCCACUAGCUGCCAUCAAGCUCGAAGCGGAAGCUUUCUUGCACGAGAUGUUCGAUGAGGGACUGUUCACGACUCGAGAGGAUUUCGCAUCUCGCUUAGUUGAAAUCCUGAAAGAAAUCGACAGUAACUCCUUGGAGGCUUCCGUUUGGCAGGCUUCUCAAACCGUAGUUGGAGAUCUUGGGGCUGUCAAAGUCAACGGAUGGACAAGUUCCGGCUAUACCCAGAGUCGAGAAGAACUUCGGUUUGGAAUUCGUUGUGCUUGGAGAAACUCACGAAAGUGUAUCAUGCGGGCACACUAUCCCGAGCUGAAGCUGGUAGAUCUGAGGAGCAUCAAGACGAGCCGAGGCAUGGUUGACGCAAUUGUUGAGCACGCUCCUGUUGCAUAUAAUGGGGGCAGGAUCUUACCUACUGUCUUCAUGUUUCCACCCAGAAGCAUCAAGAGCACAGGUCCCAUGUUCUGGUCACCCCAGUUGCUGACCUUCGCUGCCUAUGAAUUAGAGAAUCAUUCCAUUCUGGGAGACCCAUCCAAUCUUCGCCUGACUAGAGACAUCAUUGCCCUAGGCUGGAAUCCACCUGAGCCGAGGUCACGAUGGGAUAUCUUACCUAUUGUGGCCAUGGCUGAGAACGAAGAGCCUGCAAUGGCAAUCCUUCCUUACGAGCUUACUGAAUUGGUUCGCAUUAGCCAUCCGCAAUACCACUCGUUGGACUCUCUUGAUCUGAAAUGGGUCAAAUUCCCAGCUUUGGCUCGCCUCGGAUUUGACAUCGGUGGUGUGCAAUAUACAGCUUCUCCCUUCACGGGAUGGUUCAGGACGCCGAGAUUGGAGUUCGCAACCUCGCCGAUAGCUUUCGAUACAAUGUCCUUCCCCCAGUCGUAAAAGCUAUUGGUUGGCAAGAAACUUCAACUUCGUUUGAUGAUCUACCAGAUCAUGAGCGUCUCGUUUGGUUAUCUCGUGCUCAAGCCGAGUUUAACUAUGCAGUGCAGUCAUCGUUUAUGAAAGCUGGGGUAACUUGCACAAGUACUCUUGCUGCCUCUGAGUCCUGGUGUGCAUUCGAUGAUCAGCAUCUAAGAGAGAAAGGAUACCGACUUCCAGCCGAUCCAUACUGGAUUUUUCCUCCCCAAGGCAGUAUUGUACCACUUACGAACAUGGGGACAAAAGUCCGUGCGUUCAGGGCAUCAGAAUCAUGAAUUUUAUUAAUUAAUUAGCUGUAGACCAGCC